Molecule: messenger RNA, 1473 nt
Organism: Neurospora tetraspora
Lineage: Eukaryota; Fungi; Ascomycota; Sordariomycetes; Sordariales; Sordariaceae
Product: xylose isomerase-like protein
Exons: 2
Coding region: 1-1473 (490 amino acids)
Biological process (GO): base-excision repair
Cellular component (GO): nucleus; mitochondrion
Molecular function (GO): DNA binding; phosphoric diester hydrolase activity; DNA-(apurinic or apyrimidinic site) endonuclease activity
Source: RefSeq, a predicted model, not a curated record
AUGUGUCCCAGCCGCCCAACCCGCAGCGCAAAGUCGCGGGCGGCAACCAAAAUCACCUCCGCCACCAUCGAGGAAUCCAGCGUCGAGGAGACCAGCGCGAAGAAGGUUGCCCGGGCCAGGGGUGGUGUCAAGAAGGAGGUUGUCGUCAAGAAAGUCGCCGCGACAAAGCGCAAAGGAAAAGCUCAGGAGGAAGAGAACGACGACGACGAUGCUGAAGACAUCGAGAACAAGGACCCCGUCCAACAAGAUACGAAAAAGCCGGCUCCCAAAAAGCGCAAGACCAAGGCUUCCGAAGAAGAUGCCACCCCCUUAGCAGCUAGGACCCCAGUUGAGUCGAUGAAGAGGAAGCUUUACAUUGGAGCCCAUGUUAGCAGCGCCGGAGGCGUCCAAAACUCCAUCACCAAUGCCCUCCACAUUGGCGCCAACGCCUUCGCCGUCUUCCUCAAAUCCCAACGCAAAUGGGUUUCCCCGCCCCUCGACCCCUCCGCCGCCUCCGACUUCUCCCGCCUCGCCACCCUCCACUCCUACUCCCCCUCCCUACACGUCCUCCCGCACGGCUCCUACCUCGUCAACCUCGCCCAGGUCGACAAGACCAAAGCCGACCAAGCCUACACCAACUUCGUCGACGACCUGCAACGGUGCUCCACCUUGGGAAUCAAGCUGUACAACUUCCACCCGGGGUCAACAGGCGGCGAACCCAUCGAGGAAGCGUGCGCGCGGAUUGCUGCCCAACUAAACCGGGCUCACAAGGAGAAGGGGACGGGGGAGGUGGUGACGGUUAUAGAGAACAUGUGCGGCUCUGGUAACGUGAUUGGCUCCCAGUUCGAGGACCUCAAAAUGAUUAUUGAUGGAGUGGAGGAUAAGAGCCGCGUGGGUGUGUGCAUCGAUACGUGCCAUGCCUUUGCGGCGGGCCACGAUUUGCGCACGCCCGAGGCGUUUGAAAAAACCAUGAAGCAAUUUGACGAGAUUGUUGGGCUGAAGUAUCUCAAGGCGUUCCACUUGAACGAUAGCAAAGCCCCCUUUGGUUCGCAUCGGGAUUUACACGCCAACAUCGGCACAGGGUUCCUCGGGUUGAGGGCGUUUCAUAACCUGAUGAACUACGAGGCGGUGCAAGGGUUGCCGAUGGUGUUGGAGACGCCGAUAGAGGAGAAGGGGGCGGAUGGCAAGAUGGUGGAGAAUAAGCAGAUCUGGGCGGAUGAGAUUAAGCUUUUGGAGAGUUUGGUGGGGAUGGAUGCGGAGAGCGAGGAGUUUAAGGCGAUGGAGAAGGAGUUACAACGAAGGGGCGCGAGCGAGAGGGCCAAGAUUCAGGAACAGGUGGAUAAGAAGGCUGAGAAGGACGCGAAGAAGGCGGAGAAGGAUGCGGCGAAGGGGGCUGGGAAAGGGAAGAAAGGGGCUGCGGCUGCGGGAGGGUCGAUAUCGAGUUUCUUCAAGAAGAAGGUGAAGGAGGAGAGUGAGGGGGAGGAUAACGAGUAA